Messenger RNA from Lathyrus sativus (Indian pea), 1305 nucleotides. The record is from the annotation of a GenBank genome assembly. NCBI's taxonomy places the organism in Eukaryota, Viridiplantae, Streptophyta, Magnoliopsida, Fabales, Fabaceae.
AUGGAGGGAAAAUGUACAAGUUUCAUUGAAGAGCUGCAUACUCGUUUUUCAAGUAAACAUGCUUCAACAAGUGUUCCGGUUCAUCUACCAGAAGACGUCUUAGCUGAGAUUCUAAUAAGAUUACCUGUUAAAAUCUUGGUACAGUGUAGAUUUGUAUGCAAAUCAUGGGCUAAACUGGUAACGGAUCCUAUCUUUAUAAACAAACACCUUCAUCUCAAUUCACCCACACGCAUCAUAUUCUCUGAUAGACAGCAAGUAUAUCCUAUAUCUAUAUCCUUACCUCUUAACCCUAACUCUAAUUCCGUUCUCAACACUCAACGACUUCGCCCACCUCUCUGCCCUCAUGCAUUCCAAGUCAAAAGUUACUGCAAUGGUUUGUUCAUUAUUAUAAAGGAUGAAGGUCCUAUCAUCCUUUGGAACCCUUCUAUUUCACGCCACAGAGUGCUACCAGUACCAGCCCUACCACCCUCGGAAAAUCAUUGUUCUCGUCGUUUUUUAAGAGAUAUUUGUGCUAUUGGUUAUGAUUCUUUAAAUGAUGUUUAUAAAAUCAUCGUAGCUCCUUUCUCUUAUGGCGCAUGGAAUGUCGAAGUUCUUUCUUUGAAUUCCAACUCAUGGAGGAAGCUUCCUGAUGCCGCCGAAUAUCCUCCUUAUCACGUGGAAUAUUUUCGUCCUCAUCAACAACCUUUAUCUAUAAAUGGUGCCAUUUAUUGGAUUGCAGAUGAUCAUUUCUCCGAUGAUCAUUUCCCUGUGAUUGUUCGUUUUGAUGUAUGUCAGGAGAGGUUUUCGCGUGUGCCACCACCAUGGUGUGACACUAGAAGAGGUAUAUAUUGGAUUGGUGAUAUCAACCACUCACUUUGCACGCUUAACUACGAUGACGAGAGCUGCACUCAUAUAUGGUCAACACAAGAUGAUUUCAAUUGGGUAAAACUCAUCACUUUUUCCAAGAUCGUUGAACCUAACCCUCAGAGUCAGACAUCAUUCCUUUAUUAUGCUCCUUUGUGUUUCAAUGAAAACGGAGAACUACUCAUAAGUGUUCGUGGUGCUGGGUGUUCUUUUGAUCGAAGGCGUGGUUUGGUUGUUUAUGAUCCAAAGGAACAAAGUUAUAGAAGAUUUCUUUUGGAGGACAACACACACUGGAUGGAAGAAACUGUGUACAGUGACAGUUUGGUUUUCCCCAAUGAGCCCUUAGAUAAAACAUGUUCUGCUUCUUCUUCGGGCUCCUUUAAGCAAAUGAUGCUCAACUUUUCACACACCAUUUUAAGCCAUUUAGUUUGUAAUGCUACCUCUAGGAAGAGGUUGUUGUGA